Messenger RNA from Chanos chanos (milkfish), 813 nucleotides. Its product is annotated as homeobox protein HMX2-like. Gene Ontology annotation, molecular function: DNA-binding transcription factor activity, RNA polymerase II-specific; RNA polymerase II transcription regulatory region sequence-specific DNA binding. Gene Ontology annotation, cellular component: nucleus. Gene Ontology annotation, biological process: regulation of transcription by RNA polymerase II. Lineage: Eukaryota; Metazoa; Chordata; Actinopteri; Gonorynchiformes; Chanidae. The record is from RefSeq and is a predicted model, not a curated record. The coding region runs from base 1 to 813 and encodes 270 amino acids. The transcript has 2 exons.
AUGAAUAACUCCGAGGACAGCGGAAGCAAAUGCUCAUCCGCGCCGAUUUCUAACUUCACCAUCCAGUCGAUACUGGGCACACCGACUGAGGGAGCACGAUCAACGGGAAAGGACAGCUCUAAAGCCCCGCCGAGGAAGCGGACUUUGUCAGUGUCAUCGGAGGAGGAGUGCAGCGGUGGAGAGGAUUCGGGCGACUGUUACUGUUCAGAGCCCAGACUCUCUGAGACCUGCAACCGUCACCAACCACUCAAUUUCUCCUGUCUCAGCACCACUAAAGGACUUCUGCCUGGACAAGGUGACACAGACCGACGAUCACAUUUAACACAACCAAUACUACCGGAUUACAAAGAGGAACAAGAGAGAGAAUGCAGCCAAAUGUCACCAGUUUCUGAGGAGAGACAGCGUGACGGGGCGGAUAAACAGAGUGCUGCCGCCAAGAAGAAGACACGCACUGUUUUCUCCCGGAGUCAGGUGUACCAGCUCGAAUCCACUUUCGAUAUGAAACGCUAUCUGAGCAGCUCCGAACGGGCUUGUCUUGCGUCCAGUCUUCAGCUUACGGAAACUCAAGUGAAAACGUGGUUUCAGAACAGGAGGAACAAAUGGAAGCGUCAGCUCUCAGCAGAACUCGAGGCAGCAAACAUGGCGCACGCGUCGGCACAGACACUAGUGGGAAUGCCGCUUGUUUUUAGAGAUAAUUCGUUACUUAGGGUUCCGGUUCCAAGGUCUAUUGCUUUUCCAACGCCGUUAUACUACCCGGGAAGCAGUCUGCCGGGUCUACCGCUAUACAAUCUUUACAACAAAAUUGACUACUGA